AUGUGGAUCCUCUCAGAUCACCAACCUUGUGAAAUUGACAUCCCCGGCGUUCUUCCAUCAGCAGAGAAGAUGGAGGAGUGGAACCAACUUUCUGCAAACAAUCUUAUCACCGACACAGAAAUGGUAUACGAGUAUCAACAUGAUUCCGGCGUAGAUUCUCCCCUAGAAAAUCUCCUUGACCUGCUUCCUGUGUACCCGGAAGAGGACGCGCUCUUGGAGACCAUAGCGGCCAUGGACAUACCAGAUCCGCUGGACAUUGACUUGAAUCCUUCAGAUUUCCUUCUGCUUACCUACCAGCGACCCACCAGCUUCCCGUCGAAGCUCGAAUAUCUCCUUGGCCUGCCUCUAUUUGAGGACCUAGAAGAAGGCGCGUUCUUCGAGAACUUAGCAGCCAUGGAGAUACUAGAUCCACUGGAUAUUGUAACUCACAUGACAGCUGUGAGCCGGAAUCGUUGA
Molecule: messenger RNA, 456 nt
Organism: Ostrinia furnacalis (Asian corn borer)
Lineage: Eukaryota; Metazoa; Arthropoda; Insecta; Lepidoptera; Crambidae
Exons: 7
Coding region: 1-456 (151 amino acids)
Source: RefSeq, a predicted model, not a curated record